Panonychus citri (citrus red mite) is the source of this 1212-nucleotide messenger RNA. RefSeq lists its product as uncharacterized. The transcript has 4 exons. NCBI's taxonomy places the organism in Eukaryota, Metazoa, Arthropoda, Arachnida, Trombidiformes, Tetranychidae. The record is from RefSeq and is a predicted model, not a curated record. Bases 90 to 854 code for a protein of 254 amino acids.
UUUCGUUAAUCAACAUAAACAUCGUUUUCGCUUUUCGAUUCUCAUCUAAACGUUUACCUGAAGAAAAAAAGUUCCAAUCAAAUCUUAAAAUGGAUUCUAAACUUUUCUAUCUAAUUACCUUGUGUAUUUUCACAUUUGUCACAUUCACUUAUGUCUCAGGUCAACGUAAUAAGAAUUGUGAUCAAACUUUAGUCGAAGCUGAUAAAUGUCUUAAGAAGCUUCUUUAUGUCGGCGAUUGGAAUCUGACCUUUAUCCAGAACGAAAGUGAUCUUGCUGCUCAUUGUCGUGAAAGUAAAAAGGACAUGGUUUGUAUUAAACGAUACCAAAAGUGUUUAACUAAUUUCCCUCGUGAAGUAUUUAAUUUAAUGUCACGAAAUGCCCGACAAUUAAAUAAGGAAAGAUGUGAAGACAAUAAAGGAAAAGCUGAGUUUUUGAGACACAUCAAGUGUAUGGAUAAUACAACAAUUAACGUGAACAUUUGUAUGGACAAAGUAAUUAUCUUACUCGAUUAUAUCGCAAAUAAUAUUAAAGGUGAUCGGGAGGUCGUUCUUGGGUCUACUUGUUGUGCCGUUCAUUUGGGUCUUGAUUGUUUCACCACUAAAGUAGCGGCAAAUUGUGCCAAGAAAACGGGUGCAGACACGGCCGCUUAUGUGACCUCAAAGAUCAAUCAAAUGGUUGCCGAUGUUUUUGACUUGGCCUGCGCUAAAAUGCCCGAUGUUAAAUCUUGUGAUAAAUCAGUUCCCGAUUUAAUGAAAACUUAUCGUAGUUUAAUUGAACCACCGACAAUAAUUAAACGUCAAAAUAUUUCACCGUUGAUUCCGUUGAUGAAAGUUGUCAAAAAGAUUGAGAUCUAAGGUGAUUUACAUCAAAAUCGCAAAAAAAUUAAGGAAAUAAUUGCAAUCAGCAAUUGAUAGAAAAACAAUUUAUUUGAUUAUAAUCAUUUCAAUGUGUCAAUCAAUUUGCUUUCAAUCCUUAAUUGUUUUAUUUUCAAAAUUUUGUUACUCUCCAAAUGUUUAUCAUUCAACCAAACACAAUCAACUAAUUUUUUUAUUCAAUGGAAACAAUCAAAUCAACCCACCCACAAUUUAAUUGAAUUAAUAGUUUCUUUGUAAUGUUUCAAUUUGAUUCUCUCAAAUAACUAAAUUGUUUAGUGUUCUUUAAACAAUUCUAAUUGUUGUGUAAAACAAUUUAAUAAAAACAAUUUUAAUUAUA